CGGAAUGGAAUAUUGAAAAUAAUCAAAACAAUGAAGUACCCAACAAUCAUUACACAUCGCGCAACGCAUUAUAUAAAACGUGCAUGAACGAGAGGUUCGAUAACCAGUGAAACCAGACUUCCCUUCGAUUUCAUACCCAUUGCUUGUUUCUUCUUUUGUUUUGAAAUGUGAGGCAAACCAAUGUGAUAGAAAUCGUUUUUUUUGUUUUAUUUCUGUUACAAAUGAAAGAAAUUUAAUCAUCCUUUCCAUUAUAACUCGUGAGUAAAUUAUACAAAUUGGAAACUAAAGUGAAUAUGAUGGUAUUUUGUUAUUGUUGUUGUUAUUGUUGUCUGUCUGAGUCUGUGGUCGAGUCGGUUUGAGUGCAAAGUUUGAUCAUUCAAGUGCGUUUUCAUGUGAUUUGCAUUGAAUUGUGCGUGUAAUUGUCAGCGUCGACAAACCAAAGUGGCUUGAAUUGUUUUAAGGUCAUGUUGAUGUUCGUUAUGCUCUUGAAAACAUGAAUUUAAUCAAAAGACUUUUAUCAAAUCUGAUAAGCAAAUCAAGAUUACGAAAUAGCCGAGAAUAAAAAUGUUUUCAUAGAUCUUAGUUUGGUCUUCGUAUUUUUUUCACAUAUGUAUCGUGUUGCUCAAAGUAUUGCGAAUCACAUGAGAAACAAUUGAAAUAUUUGCUUCAGAUUCAUUUAACCUUUUGAAGGCGAGACUGUUUCGCGCAUCAAUAUUCUAUUUACAAUUUCACUUGCCAAACUAUUGUCGUCGAUACAUUUCCGUGUCUAAAUUGGUUUUAUAAUCAUCGAGUGGUGGCUGUUUCGUGUGUCGAUACAUGAGAAUAGUUCGAAAAAUUCGUGUGCAAAUAAGUGGGGGAGAUGUUGUGAAAUAGAUUGAUAUUAUUUUGUGGAAAUGAUAAUCGAGUCCGGCUAAGGAGUAUGUAUUAUAAAUUUUACGUCAUCACAAAUUAUGUGCAUGCUCAUUGGCAAUCCAUUUAAUCGACUUUAAAAAGCAAUUCAUCACACAAACAUCGUCGUCACACCAUCAACAACAGAAACAUUCAUCAAUAGUCAAAAAUCGAUCGUAGGAACACGGAAUUCACAUCGUUCGCCUGAACGCCACAACUAAUCAAAAUCAUACAGCAAAAACAUGCCUGCACCGUUGGCAACCACCGCACCACCAUCCAUUACACGGAAAGAAAUGCGACCCGUGAAAUAUCACUACGCCGACACAUUCUGGUGUACGUACAUCAUAUCAGUCGUUUCAGCGAAUAUCGCUGAAUUGGCAACAUAUCCACUCGACUUAACGAAGACUCGACUUCAAAUUCAAGGAGAGGGCAAAAAACUUAAAGCAAAUGAUCUGGCGACCACAAAUAAGGUUCAAUACAGAGGAAUGGUUGCCACCGUUUGUGGCAUCGUACGCGAAGAAGGUGCAAUGAAAUUAUGGCAAGGCGUUACGCCAGCACUGUAUCGCCAUGUCGUUUAUAGUGGUGUUCGAAUUGCUAUUUAUGAUCGAAUGAGAAAGACAUUGGAUGUGUCUGAAGAUCAUUCAGGACUGCCAUUAUGGGAAGCAGCUAUUUGCGGUGUUACUGCUGGUGGUUUAGCACAAUGGAUGGCAUCGCCGGCUGAUUUGGUAAAGGUGCACGUUCAAAUGGAAGGGAAGCGACGUUUGAUGGGCCUUAAGCCACGUGUACAUGGCUCUUCAGACGCUCUGAAACAGAUACUCAAGCGUGGCGGUGUGAAAGCGCUGUGGAAAGGCAGCAUACCAAAUGUGUAUCGAGCAGCUCUAGUCAACUUAGGCGAUUUAACCACCUACGAUUUUGCCAAACGUAACAUUAUGAAUAAGACUAAACUACCCGAUUGCCAUACGGUCCAUAUAAUGGCGUCGAUCUGCGCCGGUCUUGUUGCGGCAACGAUGGGCACACCUAUGGAUGUUGUUAAGACACGAAUAAUGAAUCAACCGACGGAUGAGAAAGGAAGGGGUAUCCUAUACAAAAAUUCAUUGGAUUGUUUCCGACAAACAAUCAACAAAGAAGGAUUUUUUGCACUAUACAAAGGUUUUCUUCCAGUCUGGAUUCGGAUGGCUCCAUGGUCUCUCACGUUUUGGUUAUCAUUCGAAUCGAUACGAAAAACUCUUGGUGCAAAUGGAUAUUAAGUCAUUGUACUAACUAAAACGAUUGUUAUAUUAUUUUUGUUAUUGUUCGCAAAGAAGUCUUCUUUUGGAAGAUUGAACUAAACGCGGCGAAUAAUUCAAUUGAGGCACAAAUUAAUGCAUAAGCAGAAAAUGUGGAUAAAAUAAAACUGUUCCAUAUAUUCCAUUAGCAAUAUAUCUGAUGGAUGCAAUGCGAUGAUUAGAUGCAGCUUACCUGGUAGAGGCUGACAAGUACAAUAAUAUUUGUAUAUAUGGGAGAUUGAUUAAUAUUGUAAAUAAGAAUAAAACGUACUCCUUAAAUAUGUGUGAAUAUUUUUAUAACAAAGAAAUAGAAAAAGCACUAAAGCAAUUUGCAAGAAAA
Sitodiplosis mosellana (orange wheat blossom midge) is the source of this 2493-nucleotide messenger RNA. RefSeq names its product mitochondrial uncoupling protein 4 (gene Ucp4A). Gene Ontology annotation, cellular component: mitochondrial membrane. The record is from RefSeq and is a predicted model, not a curated record. The transcript is spliced from 7 exons. Bases 1131 to 2135 code for a protein of 334 amino acids. NCBI's taxonomy places the organism in Eukaryota, Metazoa, Arthropoda, Insecta, Diptera, Cecidomyiidae. Gene Ontology annotation, biological process: mitochondrial transport; response to cold.